Molecule: messenger RNA, 6117 nt
Organism: Hippoglossus stenolepis (Pacific halibut)
Lineage: Eukaryota; Metazoa; Chordata; Actinopteri; Pleuronectiformes; Pleuronectidae
Product: RNA binding protein fox-1 homolog 3
Exons: 14
Coding region: 243-1397 (384 amino acids)
Biological process (GO): regulation of alternative mRNA splicing, via spliceosome; nervous system development
Cellular component (GO): nucleus; cytoplasm
Molecular function (GO): mRNA binding
Source: RefSeq, a predicted model, not a curated record
CUUGUCCUGCUCUUCUCUCCUCCUCCUCCUCCUCUCCCCGUUCUCUUUGCCGCUCUCACAGCCUAGUUUUCUUUUUUUUCCCCUCUUCAAUCUUGUGUGUGCAGGUUGUAUCUGACGGAGGGACCGGUGCCGCGCUCCCAUCCCUGCGCUCCUUCAACAACAACACUGGUUCAUCAGUCCCUGUGGCAGCAGCAGCAGCGAGUCGAGUGACCCAGCUUCAGCCCGACCGGCUUUACCUGUACAUGGAGACCCCCAGCUGGGCAGGAAACACGUUGUGUAAGUCAGGAAGCAUUGCUGUCUUCGGGAACGUGGUAUACAGCGGACUGCUGAACGAUCACCUCUGGCAUUUGGGAGUGCCCCUCUUUACAAGACUGGGUAACCAAGAGGCCACCAACCCACCAGAAGCGAUGGCCCAGCCGUACACCCCAGCCCAGUACCCACCUCCCCCACAGAAUGGAAUCCCCGCAGAAUUUGCCGCACCACACCCACUUCCGUCACAGGACUACACCGGGCAGAGCCGGGUUCCUGAGCACGCCAUGACCCUGUACACACCCACACAGACGCACAGCGAGCCGGCCGGCACUGACAACAGCACGCCCGCCAUCACCGCCACCACGACCGCACCGGUCAGUGUCCUUCAUCACCUGCAAACACUGUUCUCAGCAGACUGUCAGCAAACAGAUGAUGUGACGCAAACAGAGGGCUCUCAGCAGCUCCAGCUCCAGCACUCAGACUCUUCAGAGAAGCAGCAGCCCAAACGGUUACAUGUCUCCAACAUUCCCUUCCGCUUCCGGGACCCUGACCUAAGGCAAAUGUUUGGGCAAUUUGGAAAGAUUUUAGAUGUGGAGAUUAUCUUUAAUGAGCGAGGAUCCAAGGGCUUUGGGUUUGUAACUUUCGAAACAAGCACAGAUGCUGAUCGUGCACGGGAGAAACUAAACGGUACAAUCGUAGAGGGACGCAAAAUUGAGGUGAACAAUGCAACAGCACGAGUGAUGACAAACAAAAAAGUGGCCAACCCUUACACGAACGGCUGGAAGCUGAAUCCAGUGGUCGGAGCUGUCUAUGGUCCUGAACUGUAUGCUGUAACAGGGUUUCCCUACCCUGCCACAGGCGCUACGGUGGCCUAUAGGGGUGCCCACUUGCGAGGUCGGGGGCGGGCUGUGUACAACACAUUCCGCACAGCUCCGCCGCCACCACCCAUCCCAGCUUACGGAGCGGUGGUGUACCAAGAUGGCUUCUACGGUGCAGAGAUCUAUGGUGGCUAUGCAGCAUACAGAUUUGCCCAGCCCGCCACCACCGCUGCUUACAGUGACAGCUAUGGCAGAGUCUAUGCAACAGCAGACCCCUACCACCACACGAUUGGCCCUGCUGCCACGUACAGUGUGGGGACUAUGUAAAUACAAAAGGAAGAGCUGUACUCAGUAUUGAUGGACAUCACAGAUGAAAACAACGAAGAGAGGAGAUCUAGCUUUAAGAAAAUAACACAAGAAGAAGAAGAAUACAAGAAGGAGUCCCUCUACUGAGGCUGGCGAGGGAAGACGGGAGGCGUACAAAGUGACGCCGCGGCAGCGGUGUCAAACCAGCCACAAACUUGACAGACGGAGUGAGCCAGUUUCCACCAGGGACCACCUUUUUGCCGGGUAGAAAAAGACAGAGAGAGAAAGAAAAGUGUCCCGUUAUUAUAAAACAUUUUAUUUUUCUAUACUUUUGUGAUUUACAAUGGUAAAAAGUGUGUAUAAAGCAGUAUAUAUGUACAAAUCUGUUUUUAUGUUUUUUGGUAAGGGAGAUGAACAGUUGGCCCUUGAUGCUGAUUCUGUGGUAUGCAGGAAGAAGGAGGGAGGAGCGCCCCCCUCCUCUCUCUAUGGCACACUGCUCUGUCGCCGAGGUUGUGUAAACAAAAACAUAAACAUAAAGGUGGCAGGGAGCGCUCGGCAUCCAGGCAGAAGCACUUUCUACGCUCUACUUCCUGUGGGUGGAGUCAGAGGUCAGCCUCCUGGUCUCACUGCUCCGCCUUCUUCCUUCCAACCUCCCCGACCACUUGCUUACUUCCUUCCUUCCUUCCUUCCCUUCUUCCUUUUCGGGCCGGUGAUGUCGCUCCUUCCUCCUUGUUGCGGUGUCACUGGCCAGCAGCGCCUACUGUUAGCAGCGUCCCCUGUGGAUACUGUCGUGAUGUCACUUCCUCCUGGCAGCACCAUUGGGCAUCCCCGCCCUCCCCAAUGGGCAGCGUCACUGGUUUACAGCGUUGGGGAGUGGGGGGUUGAGCCACGGCGGGACGGUGAGACGGUAUAAAGCCGAGCCUCCCCGGUCUGCCCCUCUCCACGCCCCAGCAGAGGUCAAUGACUAUGGACUAGUUAGAGAAGAUGGCGCAGAAGUCGCCGACUUUACUCACCUGCCAGACUCCGAGCCCAAGCCUUUGUGUCACUCUGCACCGACUGACUAACUAUCAGACCCACGUGAUAAAAAGGUGCGUACAACUACCAAGGAUGCACGUUUCCACCUGCCGAGAAUAACUCAUCAACGUUCAUGUAACAAAUUGAAUUAUAAUCGAAUAAUCCCAUUGUACUACAUCAGCAGGUGCAUAACCAAAACACAAGCCUGAGGCAUAUAGACUAUGUCGCUAGAUAAAACAUUAUAGAAAUAUAGUAGUGCCCAUCCAACGGUAACAAGGAACGAGGGCUGAAAUAUGUCAAUUUCUUUUUGUCAAUGUAUUCUGAAAAUAUUUAUUUGUGUGGAUUCUUUUGUUUGUUUGUUUGUUUGUUUUUUUGCAGCACUGAAAACUUUUAAAGAGGAAAAAAAAGUUUUAAUUUGGUGGAAGCGAAACCUUAAUUCUUUAUAUCAGGAGAGUCACUGUAAACGUGUUUAAACAAGAAUGUUGGUUCAGUUCUUUGAAUGUACUUUAAUGUCUAGGGUGUCCAAUAAGUAUGUAUUCUUUUUCUGUAUAUAAAUAUAUAUACAUAUCUAUUAUAUGGGCUGUGGUGAUGUCAGGGAGUAGAGGGGGUGGGCAGGAAAGCCUCUGGCCCCCGAACAUAGAUAUCAGACCCCCCCCCUCCCCCUCCAACUACAUAUGUCCCUGAUAUUUACUGUAACAUGUGAUCAUGUGUUAUAUGAUUGAAAGUGUGAUGGUGAUAGUGUGAAUUGAUCUCCCCGAUACCCCUCCCCCUUUACUACGCAAAACAACACACACACAUCCAAAGCAGCGAAGCAUCAAUUUACAACAUAUCUAGAAUGAAACACACACACACACACACACACACACACACACACACACACACACACACACAAACUAGAUAUUUUACUAUUCAGAGCAAAAACAUAAAAUAUCUCAUCCUAGGUUUACCCACCGGCCGCUUCAGGAAAACAAUCACAUCUGCAGUAUUCUGUAAUUCCGGCCCCUGUGUUGGAGCCGCGACCUGCUAAUUAGUUCAAGGUGUCAGAUAAAAAGCGGAUGAAUAUUGAUUUUUCCUUUUCUUACUUGAACCAAAGUAUGAUUUGAACACACAGUCUCAGUGCUCUUUGAUCAGGAGACAGCGGGACUCUGUGAUGGCGGCGGAAGCCCGGAUGUGUAUUGACGUGACCCAGAUUUCGAACACUCAUUACUGCUGAGGAGGAGCUCGCUCUUCUAGCUAAUGUAACGAGCCCCACCGACGAAGCCCCGGGGCCGCUUCCUGCAGGAGCCUUGGUUUUGUGAACCGCUGUUCUCCUUGCUGACCCUGGUGGGCGGGCGGCUUUAUUGCAUAUUGGAAAUGACCUGCUGGCCCUGAGCAGAAACUUUAUCAUCAGAGGCCAGCAGGUUCGGGUGAAGCACAACUUUGUUUGAGAGUUCAGGGUACACUACUCGUGUAGUGGUUUUGUGUGAAUGGUUCCAAGAAGGUAAUACUAGGUUGAGCUCCUGACUUCCUGUACAAAACUACAGUGUGUACUGUUAUUAUCCUGUACAGUAAAUCUCACCUCACACUUCUUGAUUAACUUCAUCUUAUUUCAGGUUUAAAAAAAAGAAAAAACUUGUUCUGAAUCAGGGCUCCUACCCACGCGACCUCUCUUCAUCUGUAGACAGCUUCUCAUAUAUUACAAAGAGUAUCUAUAUCAUGGCAACUAACUGUUGUAAAGUCUAAAUGGGGUAAAGUCGAUCAUUCGUUCUCUCCCAUGCAGCGAUCAUAUGCAGACUUAGCAUUUUCAUACCUGUAGGUUUGUUUCUGAGAGUCAACUGAUUCAUCUGGCCUACUUACAGCGCUACAGACUUGUGGUGGGUCAGAGAAGACUCGGGAGCGGGUCGGAGAUUUUGUUUAAUGGGAACUUCCUGGAAGCCAGAGCCGCUCUGGAGGCAGAAUCAGCCUAAUCCUCCAAUUCAAUUGGCAGAGAUGACGAACCAACCACAGUUUUUGUUUGGUCACAUGAUGUCCACUAUUUUAUCUAUGCACUUUGCCAAAAAAUACAAAAAAGAUGUGAUGUCACAUGUGACAAAGGGGAAACCACUUAUUUACUCAUUCUACUUCGCUACUAGUUCAAAAAUGUAAAAGACUGCGUUAAUGCAGGUGUUAUUAUAUAUCGCACUAUCGUCAACAAAUCCCGUGAAAGGAGACCCACACAGCUCUCAUGGGUCUUUUCACAGGAUUCUUCCUCGGUCAAAGGAGAGUUUUUCUAAAUUCAAUGACAGGAAGCUGUUAAGUUUCAAGGUUUAAUUUGAGUUUAUAUUAGAGACAAACCACCGUUUUAGUUUGAGCAAAUUUAAAUGGAAGAUUAAUAUUAUACAGUACUGAGUAACACACAUCAGGACAAAGCUUCCUCUUUCAAUUCUUUUUUUUAAAUUUUUUUUACAUAUUUUAUUUAUUUGAAAAAAAUAUCACAUUACCUGUAGCAUGUGUCAGGAGGGAAACAUUCGCUAGCUUCACAGAAUCCAGAAGUCUUGGUGCAAAAAGAAGAGGAAAAGUUCUGAAACGAACGUGGUGCGAUGAUGGACAGUCAUAGAAACGUGAUUUAUUUUUUUGUUCACAUUUAACUACAGCUCCCAUGAGACUUUGCUUCUGAAAUGAAAAAAAAAAAAAACAGUUUUAAGCUUGAGAUGUUUUAUAUUAUGAGUAUUAAACUCAUUAAUUGGUGGAACUUUUACGUUUUCCAAUCUAACUUGUUAGCCCGGCUGGUCUUCCAUGUCAGUAGCUGCACUAGCAUCAGUGGUCAGGUAUGAAAUUGAAGAGAAUAUUUCAUGUUUUUAUUUUUAGGUGCUAAUUUACCAGGUAGCUUUAACGCACACUCUCACAAAACUGUGGCUGUUUGUCGUUUCUCCUCGCUGAUCCAGUUUUGACCUGAAGCAGCGAGUGUGUUUCUGCGUCCAGAGAAGUUCUGUCCUUCACAAAAAAAAAAAUGAAAUGUCUAUGAAACUCCGGCUCGACAGUGGGAUGGAGGGGGGAGGGGGGAGGCGAGGGGACAGGGUUGAGGCGGCCCUCCCUCCCUCAGUUCCCUCAGAUGCCUCGAGUACAGAGAACAGGUCCUGAUCUUCCUGAGCACAACUGCUUGAGCUGUGACACUAGCAGGAUGUCCCCUCUGAGAGACCCCCGCCUCCCCCCUGACCCCUGACACGCCCACCCCGCCCCACCAUUCCCUCCCCCCCAGCCUUCUAGUAUGUGAGUCGACUGGCCCCUUUUGUAUUCCUGGUGUUCUGUACAUAAUAACCCCUCACCCGUCCUCCCCCCGCGCCCCCCCUCCCCCAGCUGUCCUUUCAGGGGGAAAAAGAAAAAGAAAAAAAAAACAUCCUAUGACUCCCCGAAAUCUUGUAUUUUGUUCUAAUAAUGACAAAAUUUAUUUAUAAGGAUUUUUUAAAAUCUAUCUCUUUCUCCUUUUUGUAAAUGUUCCAGUUAAAUAAAGUUUAAAAAUGUUAAAAAAUUAAAUGAAUAUAUUGAAAGGUUAAAAAAAUGUCUCUAGAAGUCCCUGCCCCCUCCUCUGGCUCUGUACUCUGAACUUUGUGUUUUUGUUUUUUCUCUUUCUGUAUGCUUCUCUUUACGUGCUUCAGAUAAAGAGUUCUAUUUAUUAUGACAUUAACGUUAUUAUAAUUAUGACUAAUUAUUAAUAUUAUCAUCAUCCUCAUCAUCCUCAUUAUUAUCAUUAAUAAACUUGUCUACUUCA